AUGUCUCUUUCAAAAGAACAUUUAGUUUCUCUGAUUCCUAUAACAGUUGCCGAGACUUUUGUGGUGAUGGUUUCACAUCUAACCACAGAACGGCCUACCACGAUAUUUCUCUACGCCUUAAUUAUCAACCUAUGUCUAAUGCUGAUAUGGGAUAUCUUUAUAUGGCCUUUCUUCUUCAACCCAUUGAGAUAUCUCCCAACAGUCCAUGUACUGGCACCACUGUCACUUUUUGGAGCCUCCGUCUUCUUGCGUCACCCCCGUGGUGUGGUUACUCUACCAUGGCUUCAGAAUAUUCCCAACGAAGGAAUCAUCCAUUUUCGGGAGGCCUUAAAUUAUAGCUUUCUACUUGUCACAAAUCAACAGGCUCUUAUGGAUGUUCUACACACACGCAGUUACGAUUUUGUGAAGCCUUUGGGUGCACGUCAAUUUCUGGCUCGGGGUCUGGGCUAUGGGCUCAUUUUAUCUGAGGGUGAUGCUCAUCGUAUGCAACGCAAAGCUCUCACUCCCGCGUUUACCAUCAAAAACAUUCGCGCAAUGUACCCUCUUAUGUGGGAAAAGACGCUGGUUUUCCUCCAAAAGCUGGAUGGUGAAAUCCGACUUUAUCCCGCUUCGAAAACAGACGGUUGUGAAGCCGGUUAUGUCGAGAUGAUAGACUGGGCAAGCCGCCUGACCUUGGAUAUCAUUGGGCCCGCUGCUAUUGGACGAGACUUCCAGUCCAUGGAGAACGAUGAUGAGCCAGUCUCAAAAAACUUUUCAGCCAUUUUGAAACCUUCGGCUGAUUUGCUAAUCCUUUUUGGGGCAUCGCUGCUCUUUCCACAAUGGCUGGUGAGACUGAUCCCAUGCAAGGCUAAUAUUGUUCUUCCUGGCAAGGUGGCUCAUCUGCGGCGUCUGUUUCAUACAAUCCUUGAGGAAAAGAGAGCUCAUCUGUUAACAAACAAGUCCACCGCAUCCAUUGAAGGAGACAUCUUGGGCACCAUGAUGCGGGGCGGGGAAUUCAGUGAUAGUGAGCUGGUUGACCAGAUGCUUACUUUUCUGGCUGCUGGGCAUGAAACGACCGCUGGCGCACUCACUUGGUGUUGUUAUCACCUCAGUUUGCGCCCAGAUAUCCAAGAAAAGCUCCGGAAUGAGAUAUGGGACACUAUUUCUGAAAGGGAUGCUCCGGUAUCAUGGCAGGAUUUGGAAUCCAUGCCCUAUCUCAACGGCGUAUGUCAGGAAGUGCUUCGGCUUUAUCCCACUGUUCCAAUGACAGGGCGAGAGGCUAUUCGCCAGACUAGUAUCGCCGGCCAUAUAGUACCCAAGGGUACUACAAUUGCUCUGUGUCCCCAAACCAUAAACCGAAGUCCUAGCUUUUGGGGGGAGACGGCCGAACAAUUUUUACCUGAGCGCUGGAUCGAUACCGAUCAAACCGGUAAUCAAACGCCCAAUAAGCAUGGUGGAGCCAGUACGAACUUUGCUCAAAUUACGUUUCUUCACGGGCCCAGAGCAUGUAUUGGGAAAGAUUUUGCCAAAGCCGAAUUUCGUUGCGCUGUGGCUGGACUUUUUGGACAAUAUUCAAUGGAGCUGCGCGACCCAGCCGAGAAGAUCACGUUCGGAGGGACCCUGACAUCGCAGCCUAUUCAGGGGAUGCAUCUAAAGUUGACAAGACUGCACAGAUGGUAG
Messenger RNA from Penicillium lagena, 1659 nucleotides. RefSeq names its product cytochrome P450. The transcript has 4 exons. Bases 1 to 1659 code for a protein of 552 amino acids. The record is from RefSeq and is a predicted model, not a curated record. Lineage: Eukaryota; Fungi; Ascomycota; Eurotiomycetes; Eurotiales; Aspergillaceae. Gene Ontology annotation, molecular function: heme binding; monooxygenase activity; oxidoreductase activity, acting on paired donors, with incorporation or reduction of molecular oxygen.